Gavialis gangeticus (Gharial) is the source of this 5767-nucleotide messenger RNA. Its product is annotated as protein FAM46D-like. The record is from RefSeq and is a predicted model, not a curated record. Gene Ontology annotation, biological process: mRNA stabilization. Bases 229 to 1404 code for a protein of 391 amino acids. Gene Ontology annotation, molecular function: poly(A) RNA polymerase activity; RNA binding. NCBI's taxonomy places the organism in Eukaryota, Metazoa, Chordata, Crocodylia, Gavialidae. The transcript is spliced from 2 exons.
UAAUGUAUGAUUUAUUAUGUACAGCAGGUGACUGGUAGUUAACAUUUAUCUCAAAAAAGAAUGUAAUUGUUUGUUUUUUCCUGAAGCUUUCUCUGGGAGGUGCAUGUUUGUAUCAGUGACAAGAUGACAAUUCAUAUUCUUACCAAAAGAUCCAGUGAGUCAUCUUAUUAACUCUACUGAAAUACAUGCUUGGCAACAGUCCUACCACGUUAACCAACUGACUUCACGAUGACUGAGGGCUUAGAUUCCAGAUUCAGUAACCUUACUUGGGAUCAGAUUAGAAUAUUGGAUCAAGUACUAACUGAAGUGAUACCUAUUCAUGGAAGAGGAAAUUUUCCAACACUAGAAGUAAAACCAAAGGAUAUUAUUCAUGUUGUAAAGGAACAACUGAUUGAGAAGGAAAUCAGUGUUAGAGACAUCCGCCUGAAUGGUUCAACAGCUAGCCACAUCCUUGUAAAACAAAAGGGAACUAGCUACAAGGAUUUAGAUAUCAUUUUUGGUGUUGAACUUCCAAGUGAACAUGAAUUUCAGGUUGUUAAGGAGGCUGUUCUGAAUUGCUUACUGGACUUUUUACCAAAAUGUGUCAAUAAAGAAAAAAUCACUGCUCAGACUAUGAAGGAUGCAUAUGUGCAGAAGAUGGUCAAAGUCUCCACUGAUCAUGACCGCUGGAGCCUUAUAUCAUUGUCAAACAACAGUGGCAAAAAUGUAGAACUAAAAUUUGUAAACUCGCUCAGACGACAGUUUGAAUUUAGCGUGGACUCUUUUCAAAUUAUCCUGGAUUCCAUAUUAAAUGUUUACAGUGACACAGACUGUGAAUUGACAGAAGACUCGCAUCCUACUGUUAUUGCAGAGAGCAUGUAUGGUGACUUCAGAGAGGCAAUGGACCAUUUAAAAUACAAACUUAUUUCCACGAGGAACCCUGAGGAAAUCAGAGGUGGAGGCCUUCUGAAAUACAGCAAUCUCCUGGUUCGUGAUUUUAAGCCAGCGGAUGAGGCUGAAAUCAAAUCUUUGGAACGUUACAUGUGUUCCAGAUUCUUCAUUGAUUUUCCUGAUGUGGCUGAGCAGCAAAGGAAAAUUGAGUCAUACCUGCGCAACCACUUCAUUGGGGAAGAAAAGAGCAAAUAUGACUACCUGAUGACUCUGCGUGGAGUUGUAAAUGAGAGUACAGUAUGUCUCAUGGGACAUGAACGAAGACAAACUCUGAACAUGAUUACAAUUCUGGCUUUAAAAGUACUAGGAGAACAAAAUAUCAUCCCAAAUGCAGCCAAUGUUACAUGCUACUAUCAGCCUGCUCCAUAUAUCAGUGAUAGAAACUUCAGUAAUUACUACAUUGCUCAUGGACAGCCACCUGUCAUCUACCAGCCAUACCCAUUUCACAUACAAAUGCAAAGUGGCAUGGUUUAGAAAAACAUUAACCUCUCACUGCACACCCACCCCCUUCCAAUACUUUCCACAAUAAAGGCCUCGUUAAAGCAAGUUUUACAAUCACUUUUGAUUUUAGGACUUUCUUGCAGAUUGCCAACGGUCUUGAUCAGUCAGUACUUAAAAUCAUUGUUACACAAGGCAUCUGAUAAGUUAUGUACAUGUAAAAUUGCUAGCCACUAUUCUACAAAUUCAUGAUGCUCUUCAUAUUUUCCUAAAACAGAAAUACUCUGUGACUGAGUUUUACAUUCCUUUGAGCCAAAAAGUGAAAGAUGUAAACAGUUCUAAUUUUACAAAUUACUAUAGGCAGUGGUUCUAAAGAAUUAUUUCAUAUAAUUUAAACAGCGUAAUUGGAAAAAUAUGCUAAAAGGUAUUUAAGGUUGUUCCGUAGAAAGACCUGAUUUUGAAGUCAACGGAUUUAAAAAAUAUUGGCAUUACAGAUAUAGUAAACAAACUGGACCAAAUUUGUCAGCUGUACCCAACUCAAAUACAGUUGGAGUCGCAGUGCAUUUUCAAAUUUGCACUGGUUGACUGAGUUUGUUAAAUAUCCCAGUAGGUUAAAUUCUGCUUUCUGGGUGCAAGCCAGCAAGAUGCCAAACAAUUCUCAGCUCCCAUUAAAGACAUCAGUACUUGAGGAUAGUUUCCUCACCUGUGUGCUGCUCAACACCUAACAAGAUUAAUUAACACCGUAGCCCAAUUCUACAGUCUGUGUCCACCCCAAAUUCCCCCUGAUUUCAUUGAGAAAUACGGGUAGCCAAGGAAUGCAAGGCUGGCCUCUUGGUUUGAAUUCCACACAAAGAAGUUGCUUAAGCAGGUGAUUUAGUCAUUCUGCUCAAUUAGUCAUGAAAAGCAAGCCAAAAUCAUGAGGGAGAAGGUGACUGUUCUGCACAUGGAUGUUUUCGUUCCCUAGAUAUUUAAUAGUAACCAGAAAUAAAGUAAGCUACAUGAAUACCAAAUGGUAAUCAGGAAAAAAAAGGGACUGUGUGAUUUUUAAGUGAUUUUAAAACCAUGUUCUUAGCAGGGGCAUUUGAUAUACUAUUUUAUACUAGAAGUGUCCUGUAUAUGCUUAGACGUCUGUGCACAUACAAUAGUAGCAAAUCAAAAUCUCUCUCAUGAUCUCAUUUUUUGAGUGUGUUUACCAAAGAUAAGUUUCAAACAUGUCACUUAAGUGCCUCCCUGUGCCAGUUGUUCCAUGAAAAGUGUAAUGUAUUGUAGAACAUGUCAUAUUAGAUAGCUCCUGAAAUAGAAAUGAGGGUAUGUGAAAUAUUGUGGUUGGAACUCCACCUCUGGCUUACAAAAUAUCCUCUUCUCUUAAAACGUGGUCCAAUCCUGCAGCACUGAAGUCAAUGGAAAUUGUACCAUUCACUUCAAUGUGUCAGCACCACAAUCCUACUCCCAUUGAAACAAGACAAGUUCAGCAAUUGACUCCAAUGCAAGGAGCAGAUAUUGGAAAAGCUCACAAAUAAAAAACAUAAUUAGAGUAGAUUCUGUUUCAAAAUAUAAGCUGUAAGCCAGUUGAAAAAUGCAGCAAGAGGUGUUGUUAGUUCUGAUGCUUUGUAUGUCACUUGCUUAUCCUUGGAGCUAAUGAUAAAGUGAUGCAUCAUUUUACAUCAUGUUAUGCAGACCAAAGUAUUGACUACAUUUUAUUUGAAUAAAAACAACUCUCCAGUUUUAGAAAUAUGUGCAGUUUGAAAAAAAAAAAGGUUUGAGUUAAUGUAUGUAUUGGUACAUUAAAUCAUACAUUUCCAAAUUUAUAUUUCUAAGAUCUAUGGUCUGUAAUUAUCCGCUUGCCAAUGAAAGUAACUUUACUGAGGCCCACUUAUGAUCUCGCCAGUAGAUUAAAAAACUGUUUGUAAGACUGAUUUGUUGACUUUUCCCUCUUGAGUGAAUUCCUUUUAGUAUAAUGUAGUGCAAUAUAAAACUGCUCCAUACUAUGGAAUGAUGUACAUGAAAUGAUUGUAAGAGGAAUAAGGGUGCAAUAAUCCACUUGGAGGCAAAUGAACAGUGCAAUGUCUUUCAUGAAUACAUUAUCUUGUUUUUAAUUGAUUUAUCAAAUAUGUCCAAUUGCAUGUCUCAGGGCACAUUUAGUUCAAUUUUCAAUGAUUAUGAUCUUACCACUUGCGUCAAUUGUAUUUAAUAAAAUAGGCAAUUUUAAUUUCUAUGUUACUGUAUUGCUGUAUGGAACUGAAGCACUUCCAAAAAAAUUCCACUAGUAAAAUAGUGGUCCACAUACACAGGGCAGUACAUUUCUAACAAUAGAACCUGUGAUUUUCAUCUGCUUUUCACCAAAAGGAAUAGUGCUGUAUACUGCUCCAUAAUGCCAUUUAUACCAUGACUCUUCUGGUACUUAUGCUUGUACUUAAUUUUCAGCCCAUCUGCAAUCUCAUUGACUUCCAUGAGACUAUUUAUUAAAGUUAUGCACAACUAAUUUUCAAAGGAGCCUAAGUUGGACAGUUGAGCAAAUCUCAUGGAAUGUCAGUGGGAGCAGGGUGCUUCUGAAAAUCCCUAUCCCACAGUUAUAAAUGAUACAGGUUUGGGGGUACUGAUAUGGUGAUUUUAUAUUAAUUGCAGCCAAAAAAAAAUGUAAAGCUUCCUUAGCUGUGAUGGGAAUUUUGUAGAGAAAUUUGAUGACCUAAAGAAUCAAAACACAGAUCCGUAAAGAUGGAGGGUUUUCUUCCAUCCCCUGCACAUCCAAUACAUCAGUAACUGGAGAAACAUUUAACAAUGUUAUCAGUUUGUACUAACAAGUAGUAGCAUCAUAAUGCAACAUUUCUGUGUAGUAGGACUAUCACGCUUAUUUGGCUAGUGAAGAAGUCCUUGUUAAAAAGUACAGCUAACGGUGAAAUAGCUGCAGGUAUGUAUAAACUAACUUGUGCUAUCAUACAGCAACUGCUCAGAUUUUCUUUUCUUUUCUGGAUUUUUUAAAGUACUUGACACAUCUCUGUUUAAAUCCAGGUUAGACAAUGAGGGACGGAUCCAGAAGUCACUGAAGUUACUGGAAUGAAUCUAGUUGGCUUAAGUGGGCUUUGGAUUUGAUUGUAAGGGAACAUAAAGGACAUAUUUAUAGUACCUACAGGUAAAUGUAUAAAAGACAUCAAUAUGCAAAAAUGUCUCAGGUAUAAAUAAACCCUUUUAAUUUAUUAAAAAGGUCUUGUAUUUCUUAGGUAGAGGUAGCCAUUCAAUUUUGAAGGCUAUUGGGGGGUAAUGAUUUGAUACACACACACAUACACACACAUUAUAUAUACAUACACAAACAAUUAAAAAUAUAACUUUUUAAAUGUUUCAUUGAAUAUAUCAUAUAAAUAAUUAGCAGCAGUAUCAAACCUGGAUAUUUUUAAAGACAGUACUGAUUCUGUAAAUUAAUAUUAGAGACAGGGAUGUGAUAUAUACAUAUAUGUAUACUGCUGCUUGAAAAAAUAUUGACAUCAACAUGUAAGAUAUGAUACUGUAACCUCUUCUCCAGUCCUUAUCUAUUUUACUAUGUGCAAAUAUAAAUCUCUACAAAGAAUUAAUUCUGAGACUUUUUUCGGUACCAGUAUCUUGAGCUUCAUGUUUACAUUAUUAACUUGUUGUUACAAUCUGUUUAAUAAUUAUAACAACUGGGAAAUGUAAUGCUGAUUUUAUUUAAUCAUAUUCAAAACUUCUCAAAGUUUACAGUUUAAAGUAAUCUAAUGUUGUCAGGAUGUAAGUGUAAAAGUUUCAAGUGCUUUCUUAAAAAUGUCAUUUGAAUUUUGUGUUAUAUUGUAAAAGGUCCAUUUGAAGCAUAUUCUUUCUGGUAUUUUGUUUCAAUUGUAAUUUGUGAGCUUUAUACUCAAUACAUUACGAGGUUUUUGCAAUGGAUAACCAAGGUGUGAAACUGUCCUCUGUCAUGAUGUUAUAUUGUCUAUUGUGUUACACUGAUCCUACAAAUGUAUAAAAAGUAAAACUGAUAGAUCUGGUUUACCAUAGAGUUACUCCAGUUUUAUACCUUUGCAGCUCUACUGAUGUCAGUGGAGUCAUACCAACAUGAAACUGGCAUAGCAAAGUGGUGAAUUGGAAAUUAUGUUUGUAAUUAGAAAUAUUUUUGGAAAGGACAGCAAAAGAAGUUUAGGCAGUUCAGUAUUGCAAGAAAUCCUACCUAUUCUCUCCCGUUUGGUGUGUUUUUCUAUUAAAAAUGAUGAAUAUUCAGGAAUACAUCUGUUAUGAUAAGGAAGUAUUUUACUUAAUGUGCCAUCUGAAGUUGUUGAAGAAUAUUGUAAUGCUAAUACUUUGUAUUAACCGGACAAAUUUGUAGGUCAUUAGUCCACAGUGUUGACUAGUGCCUUUGGGUACUUGGGGAAAAAUCAUUAAAAUAACCUUCUUGUUA